Molecule: messenger RNA, 800 nt
Organism: Lytechinus variegatus (green sea urchin)
Lineage: Eukaryota; Metazoa; Echinodermata; Echinoidea; Temnopleuroida; Toxopneustidae
Product: histone H2A, embryonic
Exons: 1
Coding region: 98-472 (124 amino acids)
Cellular component (GO): nucleosome
Molecular function (GO): DNA binding; protein heterodimerization activity; structural constituent of chromatin
Source: RefSeq, a predicted model, not a curated record
AAAGGCAGAAAAAAGCGGUGAGGAGUCAUUACACGAAUGCACACUGCUCCGGUCUGAUCUUCAACUCGUUAUCAGCUCAUCUCAUCAGUAAAACAUCAUGUCUGGAAGAGGAAAGAGUGGAAAGGCCCGAACCAAGGCAAAGACUCGCUCAUCCCGUGCUGGUCUUCAGUUCCCAGUGGGACGUGUUCACCGAUUUCUUCGAAAGGGCAGCUAUGCACAGAGGGUAGGCGCUGGAGCACCCGUCUACAUGGCUGCAGUAUUGGAGUACCUGACUGCCGAGAUCUUGGAACUCGCCGGUAAUGCUGCUCGUGACAACAAGAAGUCUAGGAUCAUCCCUCGUCACCUUCAGCUCGCCGUACGCAACGACGAGGAACUGAACAAACUCUUGGGUGGUGUGACAAUCGCACAAGGUGGUGUACUGCCAAACAUCCAAGCCGUGUUGCUUCCAAAGAAGACCGCUAAAUCAAGCUAGUUUGCCUCGGCCGGCGAACCCCCAUUUUCAACGGCCCUUAUCAGGGCCACCAAGUAUUCACGAAAGAAUCGUUGUUGUUUUCUUUUCAUUGGUAUCCAUCCCUCUUUCUCCCUCACUAACUCUAUACAUACAGAUAAGGUAAAUGACGUGACGGAUAAGAAAAAUGAAUAAUGACAAGUAGAUUAGAAGUAAAAUGAUGUCAAAUAAAUAAAUGAAUAAAAAAAAUAAGCAGAGUUCAGGGAGGCUCAUCAAGUUAAUUUGAAUAAAAUUCACCAAAACUUAGUAACAUGAAAUUUCAAAUAACGGGGUUGCACUGGAAGGGAAAAUA